This is a messenger RNA of Brachypodium distachyon (stiff brome), 1581 nucleotides long. RefSeq names its product probable polygalacturonase At1g80170. Gene Ontology annotation, biological process: carbohydrate metabolic process. NCBI's taxonomy places the organism in Eukaryota, Viridiplantae, Streptophyta, Magnoliopsida, Poales, Poaceae. Gene Ontology annotation, molecular function: polygalacturonase activity. The transcript is spliced from 8 exons. The record is from RefSeq and is a predicted model, not a curated record. Bases 37 to 1464 code for a protein of 475 amino acids.
CAUCAAAAUGAGCCAAGCUAUGUUUUUGCCUGACGGAUGUUGAAACGGCAGGGGAUUUGGGCAGGACGUACCUUCUUCGUGCUAUUGCUUGUGUUGGCCGUUCGUUCGGCGGCGGCGGCUCGAUCACCAGUUCUGGCGGCGAAGGCAAGGAAGCAGGGAAGAUACAGCGUCUUGGAUUUCCAUGCUGCUGGGGAUGGCAAGACAGAUGAUGCGCCGGUAACAGCUAGCGUAACCCACUCUCCAUGUUUUUGUUCUAUUGUUCACUAUCAUGGAAAGGCGUUCCUGGAGGCAUGGCAAACAGCUUGCAGCGACGGCAGCUCGCCUGUCCUGGUCAUCCCUGGAGGAUGGACAUUCUUGCUGAGCAAAAUCAGGUUUCAGGGGUCCUGCAAGUCGCCCAUCACCGUACAGCUGGACGGGAACAUCGUGGCGCCAAACUACAUUUGGACAGCGGAAUCAGAUAACCUCCUGACCUUCUACAGAAUCGACAACUUGACGGUGGCUGGGAAUGGCCAGAUCGACGGCCGCGGCGCCAUUUGGUGGUCUUGCUACAACCAUAAGCUUUCACAGAGAUGCACCCACCGGCCAAAUGUAAGUACACACACAAUAUCUCCUUCCGUUUCAUUCAUGUGGACACUGAGGCUUGUCCAUGUAAAUCAGCUGCUGGCAUUCGCAUAUUGCAACAAUCUGUGGGUGAGAAACAUACAUUUGAAGGACAGUGCCGAGAAGCACAUGACAUUGUACCGGUGCAGCCAGGCGCAUGUGGACAGCGUGUCCGUUACCGCACCAGCCCAUAGUCCAAACACAGACGGGAUUAACAUGGCACUUUCUGACCAUGUUUAUAUCUCGUCUUGCUCUAUGCAAACCGGUAAGAGUCCUUUCAUUGAGUACAUGCAUGGGACAAAUGCAGGAGAUGAUUGUGUAUCAAUUCUAUCGGGCACAACUGAUGCUUAUGUUACCGACACCACCUGUGGGCCUGGUCAUGGCAUCAGGUACAAAUGUGCAACCAUGUGUAUGCAGACCUGUGAUGAGUGUACGAACUUAAGCAGCAUCUACGUGCAUGUGUGCCUUGCAUUUGUUUCAAGUUAUUUACUGAUGGUUGCAUAUUGGGGAGGAACGGGCAAAGCAAACGGAUUCCUUUUUGAGAACCUCAACAUGACUGCAGUCCGAUUUCCUAUUGACAUCGACCAGUUUUAUUGUCCCCCAGGAAAUUGUCCAACAAGGGAUGGGGGUGUGGCCAUAACUGAUGCACGAUUUAUCAACAUCCACGGUACAUCCUCUGAAAAACAGGCCAUCCAAAUUUUGUGCAGCCAAAGUGUACCCUGCCGUGGCAUCUAUCUCCAUGAUGUUACCCUCUAUUGGAACAAGAAAAACCAUGUUUCCCAAGCACAAUCAAGAAUUCUAAAUGCCCAUGGAACCAUUGUGGGCAAUGUGGUACCUGAAGUGCAGUUCAUAACGGCUCAAUAGUAAGCACUUUCCAGUUUUAGCAUACAUAGCCACGUAGUACAUACUAAGAAGCAGUGAUUUGCUUCCCUGGACGAGUCUCAUGUAAGGCGCAGUAGCACUGUAAAUUGUUUCUAUUGA